This is a messenger RNA of Bactrocera latifrons, 2226 nucleotides long. RefSeq names its product tectonic. The coding region runs from base 18 to 2192 and encodes 724 amino acids. Lineage: Eukaryota; Metazoa; Arthropoda; Insecta; Diptera; Tephritidae. The transcript has 3 exons. Gene Ontology annotation, biological process: cilium assembly. Gene Ontology annotation, cellular component: ciliary transition zone. The record is from RefSeq and is a predicted model, not a curated record.
GCUUCUUUGAAAACAAAAUGAAGAAAAUACUUACAGCCGCACAGCUCUUGCUGUUGCUACAAAGUGUGGCUGCAGUAAAAAUUGGUAUUUCGAGAAUAAAUUUGGACAUACCAAGCACCACUACAACAACAACAACAACCACGCAAAUGCCGCCAAGUACCACAGAGCCCACAACGGUAGUUGAUCUCAUGGAAAGCACUGCAACAACCGAUUUUACUGAAAUAGAAACUGAGAUUACUAGCCCUACAACAACUACAACUUUAAAAACUAAAACAACAACCUUAAAGACAACAACAACAACGACCACAAUAAAGCCUAACUUCACAAUUUCCAUAUUUCCACCACGACUAAGGACUACCAAAUCACCUAAAACUACAACAACAUCGACAACAACACCGCCUACAGUAGCGAGCACAACAGCCACUAAUACAGCAGAGAAUACAUCCAAUGCUUCGAAUGCUGACGGCAGCUCAGUUAAUGCGCAUUCAAGCCAGGGCUUCUAUUAUUGCAACUGUGAUCUUUUGCUGGAUGGAUGCGACAUAAAUUGUUGUUGUGAUAGGGAUUGUAUGCAGGCAGCUUUAAAUGUCUUUAAUUGUGAUGCUCCACCAAUGGAGAAAAAGUUGAAAAAUCGUUUAGAGGACUUUCAAUAUCAACAUGGAUUACCAUCGUGUAAAGUAAGCGAUGGUUGGCUUUGCGUGUUUCGGACGAAUACGCGAAAGGAGCGAGAGAAAUUACCCGAAAUCGAUUUGAAUACAAAUCAUUACUACAAAUGGCCUACACCUAUUUGGAAUAUUAUUAGCGAACAAAGCGCUGAAGGCAAUAUGAACUAUUACAAAUAUGGAGACCCCUUACAAUUUUUAAAUAUGAAAACUAUGACACUGAAACAAUUUGAUCUUCCAAAUACUUUUCAACCGCCACACUGUCAAAUAAUGGAAUCUGUCAAAUUUUUAAAAACAUACAAAAUCGACUGUUUAUUAGCCACAUUAGAAAAAUUGCAAAUGAGCGCCAGAAACAUACUAAAUUUUAUACAAAAUAACAAAUUACUCUUAAAACCCAUAAGCGAGGCCAACGCACCGGAUUAUAUUAUGAAUAUGCUGAGCGAUCUCAAAUUGAAGAUUUGCGAAAGCGAAUUAUGUCAAAUAGUGCCACUAAAUAACAGUACAAUUGUUGAGCAACGUCUCAAGAUCUUCUACCCCGUAAAGAUAAAAUUUCAACUUUUACAUAACUAUACACAACUCUUGGGUGGCGUGGUAGAGUUCAGUGCUAUAAAUGCAACGCUAAACAGCAGAGAAUUAUGGCAAACAUACGAGUUGGAAUAUAUUUACAAAAACAUAACGGUUGCGAAUGCUAGCAAGGAAUUGAAUGAUACUGCUUUUAGCCUACAAAAUGCUGUCAAACUCACUUCCGGCGCUUUGGGCUAUACACAAGGCAAACCCAUAAUUAUAGCACGCUUUAUAGCAAACAAUCAAAGCGCAGCUUUAACACAAACUAAUCAAGUUUUAGACUAUUUCCAUGUGAAUGCCACUAAGUCGCCAACAAAUAACACGCUUUCCUUAUUCACCACACACCAGCGUUAUUGCCACCACGAUGCUUCAUCGGAAAAUCUUAUUAAUUAUGGCAUAAGUGUGUUGAAGCAAUGCAAGCUGCACUUUAACAAUGAAAGCCUCACGAAAUUGCCACAAAAAGAACGCAAUUUCACCGAAAUUUGUAUACAACUACAAAACCAAAUCACAACACAGUUAUUCGCUGCUGAUCUUUUCGUAUUGGGUGAAAACUUUCCUGAUUUAUACAUCUCUCAAUUGGGACGGCCAGAAAAUCGUAGCGACAAAUGGACGCCUUUACGGGUAGAGAAUCAAAAUUUCGCGCCCACAAGCGGUGAAUAUAAUGCGCAGACACAAAGUUUCACUUGUCGCAAUAUGUUAUUAAAUAUUGCUUACGAGUUCAUAGUGGGUGAAUUUACCGAAGCGGGUGUAGCGCAGCAGGCGUUGGUUAAGCGUGCAACAUUGCUGUUUGGCGAACGUAAUGAUUUGGAAUUCGAAAUGGAUGAAGUAAUCGAGGUGCCGUUGACGGUAUCCGUCAUGUUCUUCGAUUAUUCUAAAGACGUGCAUAACUCCGGUAUUACGAGUUUUAAUGCCGCUAUUGUAUGGUUUAUUAUAUUAAUUAAUUUUUGUAACUUCAUACGUAAACACUAAAAUAUUUAUGAAUUAACUGCUAUAUAGAAUAGUA